This is a messenger RNA of Didymodactylos carnosus, 261 nucleotides long. The record is from the annotation of a GenBank genome assembly. NCBI's taxonomy places the organism in Eukaryota, Metazoa, Rotifera, Eurotatoria, Philodinida, Philodinidae.
AUGUUGGUCGGAAAUAAAAUUGAUCAAGAAAGUAGCAGAAUGGUGUCACGUGAUGAAGGUAACAAAUUUGCAAAAAAAUAUUCAAUGCUUUUUAUUGAAGCAUCAGCGCGAACUUGUGAAGGUGUACAAAUUGCAUUUGAAGAGCUUGUUCAAAAGAUAAUUCAAACGCCAGGCUUAUGGCAAAAUGAUCAACAUUCACAAGGUUUUCGUCCUGGAGAUACUGACAAACCGACUGAGUCAAGUGGAUGUACAUACUGUUAG